AUGUCUGCGACAAAGAUAAUAUACGGGACUGCCUGGAAGAAAGAGAAGACAAAGGCGCUGGUCGUCAGUGCCGUCCUGAGCGGUUUCCGGGCAGUCGAUACAGCUUGUCAGUUGAAGCACUACCGAGAGGAUCUUGUAGGAGAAGCGCUACAGACGUUGUACGACGAGCAUGGCUUCAAGCGAGAAGACCUCUGGUUGCAGACGAAAUUCACGUCCAUAAGCGGACAAGACCGCUCACAGCCGCUUCCUUACGAUCCGUCCGAUGCACUUCCGGCUCAGAUCGCGUCCUCUUUCGCCAAGUCCCUCUCGAACUUACGCACAUCGUAUCUUGAUAGCUAUAUCUUGCAUAGCCCGAUGCGAACGUAUCAGGAUACGCUCGAAGCCUGGCGGGUGCUCACGGGAUUGGCUGAGAGUGGUCAAGUCAAGCAGAUCGGUUUGAGCAAUGUAUAUGAUGCCGAGAUGCUGGAACGUCUGGUGAAGGACAGCGGUCGCAAGGUGGAUGUAGUACAAGAUCGGUGGUACGAAGGCAAUGGAUGGGACGUAGACGUAGUGAACUGGUGCCGCCGAAACGGUGUGCAGUACCAAUCGUUCUGGACGUUGACGGGAUCUCCUCACUUGGUUGGGCAUCCGGCGGUUGCGAAGCUGGCGCGGGAAAAAGGAUGUUCUCCGGAAGAAGUAGUCUACAAGUUCGCGCAGUCGGUGGGAGUGACGCCGCUGAGCGGGACGACGAGCGAAGCCCACAUGAAGGCGGACGUGGCGGUCGAGAGAAAGGUCGAGCUGGGGGCGGAGGACGUUGAGGCGCUGAGCACGUUGAUCGCGUAUGUGUAG
Molecule: messenger RNA, 828 nt
Organism: Peniophora sp. CBMAI 1063
Lineage: Eukaryota; Fungi; Basidiomycota; Agaricomycetes; Russulales; Peniophoraceae
Source: the annotation of a GenBank genome assembly